Molecule: messenger RNA, 2164 nt
Organism: Sciurus carolinensis (gray squirrel)
Lineage: Eukaryota; Metazoa; Chordata; Mammalia; Rodentia; Sciuridae
Gene: Cadm4
Product: cell adhesion molecule 4
Exons: 9
Coding region: 71-1237 (388 amino acids)
Biological process (GO): negative regulation of peptidyl-tyrosine phosphorylation; regulation of Rac protein signal transduction; regulation of wound healing
Cellular component (GO): cell-cell contact zone
Molecular function (GO): vascular endothelial growth factor receptor 2 binding
Source: RefSeq, a predicted model, not a curated record
CGGGGCGGGCGGCGCGGGCGGUGCAGGUGCCGGGCCCGGAGCGAGCGGCGGCGGCGGCGGCGGCGGCACCAUGGGCCGGGCCCGGCGCUUCCAGUGGCCGCUGCUGCUGCUGUGGGUGGCCGCGGCGGGGCCAGGUUCUGGACAAGAAGUACAGACAGAGAACGUGACAGUGGCUGAGGGCGGGGUGGCAGAGAUCACCUGCCGUUUGCACCAGUAUGAUGGGUCUAUAGUUGUCAUCCAGAACCCAGCCCGGCAGACCCUCUUCUUCAAUGGCACCCGUGCCCUGAAGGACGAGCGUUUCCAGCUUGAGGAGUUCUCCCCGCGCCGGGUGAGAAUCCGACUCUCAGAUGCCCGCCUGGAAGAUGAAGGGGGCUACUUCUGCCAGCUGUACACGGAGGAUACCCACCACCAGAUUGCCACGCUCACUGUACUAGUGGCCCCGGAGAAUCCAGUGGUGGAGGUCCGAGAGCAGGCCGUGGAGGGCGGUGAGGUGGAGCUCAGCUGCUUAGUUCCACGGUCGCGACCUGCCGCAGUCCUGCGCUGGUACCGGGACCGCAAAGAGCUGAAAGGAGUGAGCAGCGGCCAGGAAAAUGGCAAGGUCUGGAGCGUGGCUAGCACAGUGCGGUUCCGUGUGGACCGCAAAGACGAUGGCGGUAUUGUCAUUUGCGAGGCACAGAACCAGGCGCUGCCCUCCGGGCACAGCAAGCAGACGCAGUACGUGCUGGACGUGCAGUAUUCUCCCACGGCCCGGAUCCAUGCCUCCCAGGCUGUGGUGAGGGAGGGAGACACAUUGGUGCUGACCUGUGCUGUCACGGGGAACCCCAGGCCAAACCAGAUCCGCUGGAACCGCGGGAAUGAGUCCCUCCCAGAGAGGGCUGAGGCGCUGGGGGAGACUCUAACGUUGCCUGGCCUAGUAUCAGCAGAUAACGGCACCUAUACGUGUGAGGCGUCCAACAAACACGGCCACGCGAGGGCGCUCUACGUGCUGGUAGUCUAUGAUCCUGGUGCGGUGGUAGAGGCUCAGACGUCGGUUCCUUACGCCAUUGUGGGCGGUAUCCUGGCACUACUGGUGUUUCUGAUCAUAUGUGUGCUAGUGGGCAUGGUCUGGUGCUCUGUACGACAGAAGGGCUCCUAUCUGACCCACGAGGCCAGUGGCUUGGAUGAGCAGGGAGAAGCAAGAGAAGCCUUCCUCAAUGGCAGCGAUGGACACAAGAGGAAAGAAGAAUUCUUCAUCUGACCCUACCCCCACCCCAGGCCUGGACCUAGGCUGGGGUCCCCCCACUGCCAGCUGCAAGGAACCAGCAAAGACAUUUAUCAGAGUCUGGGAUGGUGGGCUUCUCCCCCUCACCACUAACACCUCAGACGUUUGGUCAGGGAUGGGGGUGUUGGAUGCCUGGCCAGAAGUGAGGGCCCAGCAUUCUGGGUCCCUCUGGGGCAGGGGCCAAAGGUCCAGAUCCCCCAAGUCCAGGGAGGGCAGUAGGGAUUGGGUUGGGGGAAGAUAACUGGGGGAAGGCCAGGGCCCUCAGGCUACAGAACCAGGUCCUGUGGGGAGGGGGUCAGAUUCUGGGAACAGUGGGGUGGGCAGGGAAGGGGAACACAGAUUUCUUUGGGGGUCCCAGACCCCACGCCAGCCAUUGUAAGAGUUCCACAGAGCUCUGGGCACCUCUUUGCAAAGCCAUGUUUGCACGGUGGGAGGAAGGGUGGGGGGAGGGUUUGGAAACAGGGAUUCUGUGUCUUUGUGUCAUAACUGAUGGGGGCAGUGAGGGAGACAGCCCCAACCCUUAUCUCCAAUCUCCCUUCCCCAGGUUCCUGGGCUCCCCUUCCCUCCACCUCCUCCCCUACACCUGUCCCACCCAUAUUUGUCUUUCCACCCACUCCUGGGGGGGCCUUCCCCAUCUCUCCUCCAGGCCCCCCGGGGAGAGGGAAAGGAGUUUGGGGGGAUAUGUGGUCUCUAUGGUUUUAUAUAUAAUAUAUUAAAAAAAUCAAAAAUCUGUAUGAAAAUAUCAGAUUGCACCCCUCCCCCCACUCUUGGCUUUUGCCCCUUUUUCUUGUUUUAAAAAACACACACAUUUUUGUACGGGGCGGGAAGGGGAACUGGGAGGGGGUUUGGCAAUCCCACUAACCACCAUUAAACUGAGGAGAGAACAAAGUGUUUGGGGUGGCU